Messenger RNA from Hippocampus zosterae (dwarf seahorse), 4073 nucleotides. RefSeq names its product collagen alpha-2(VI) chain-like. The record is from RefSeq and is a predicted model, not a curated record. The transcript is spliced from 28 exons. Bases 797 to 3901 code for a protein of 1034 amino acids. NCBI's taxonomy places the organism in Eukaryota, Metazoa, Chordata, Actinopteri, Syngnathiformes, Syngnathidae.
GCGGGAUAUUUGCCAGUGGCGCUUCAGUUUAGCAUGCAUCUACUGUAACUAACUAGCUUUGCGCCGUUUUGCAUCAUCAAUUCUAAGAUGUGCUUGGUCAUUUUAAAAAAUAUAUCAUUAAGUGGUUAACUUCCUUUGCACUUGCUUAACCGUUGAGAAUGUACAGUAACUCAAAAUCCAUUAUUUCUCAAUGGAAUGAUCACCCCCCCCCCCACCACUCCAUCUUUAAUUCAAACUAUUUUGAGUUCAACCAACAGCCACUGUAGUAUUCUUUUAGCAUGUAGGUGAUGAAAUGCAGUACUUGGACGGAAUACAUGUCCUCAGCCCGGAGUAAUGCGUUGUGUCUCAGCCUCAUGUCGGUGCCGUAUAAACACACAGAUUGUCUCCAUGUAAGGAGAAGAAAGAGCGCAGCUGCUGUGUUUGUCUCUGAAACACUUCUGUCCACACAGCAACAUAAAUACACCAUUUCAGACGGACUAUUUACUUUGUAGACGCCUAUUACAUGUUUUUUUGGGUGGUUGAGGCUGAGCCAUCUCGCCCCGUCUCCAUUUGUCAGCCGUGUGCACGCAAGCAGCCGUAGUGGGGGCGCACUCUCCGAUAUGAUAAAUUGGCCAGCUCCUGUGGACCGACAAGCAUCUCCCAGACAGAGACCACUGAAUAAGAUGCCUGCCUUUAUACUUUGAGGAAGUGGUGAGAUUUUCUGGAACUGAGUGGAUUGAGUGGAGGAGAGACUUUGCAAUUUGGGCUUCUUCUCUGUCUUACCUAUCACAGGGGACGGAGGUGAGGGUCCAAGAAAAUGGCCAGAAUUCAUCUCUCAGGGUUCAUCUUCUUGUGUAUGGUCCAUGUCGCCAUCCUUCAACUGACCCCUCAUGGUCCGAGGCCGGUACCCAUGCCCGGAGACCGUACAGAUGAGAAUCUGCCAAUACUAGAAGGUUGUGAGACCAGGACAGUAAACUGUCCAAUCAAGUUGUUCUUCACCAUCGACACCUCUGAGACAAUUGCCCUACAGGAGUCCCCGCCCGGAGUACUGGUGGAUAAAAUCAAGGAGUUCACACGGGUUUUUGCCCAAAAGCUGGUGGAUGAGGAGUACCGAGGUCUGGUCCACAUCACCUGGUCCAUCGGAGGUCUACACUUCUCACAGAAGCAGGUGGUCUUCAGCCAGUUUGCAACCAGGGAGAACUUCAUCAGGAGCCUGGGUGGAAUUCGAUACCUGGGCAAAGGCACCUACAUCGACUGCGCUCUCAAAAACAUGACGCACCAAAUGACUCAACACGACUCGGGAACGAAGGCGGUCUUCUUCUCUGUGUUUAUCACCGACGGCCAUGUGACAGGAAACCCCUGCGGCGGGAUAAAGGUGACAGCGGAGAGGGCCCGUGAGCAGGGGAUUCGCAUUUUCUCAGUGGCGGCAUCGAGGUCCCUCGAUGAAACAGGAAUGCGGGAGAUUGCCAGUUCGCCUGCUGAAGUUUACCGCGACGACUAUUUGGCUGUGGAUGUCGUCGAUGGCAGACCGAAAAUAAAUAGAGACUCCAUUGAUCGGAUCAUACAGGCCAUGAAAUAUCAAGCCUAUUUAGAGUGCUACCAACAGCAAUGCUUGGAGACCCCAGGGAAUCCUGGACCAAAAGGACCUCAAGGGCCAAAAGGUACAAAAGGAGAUAGCGGUUAUCGCGGACCAAAAGGUGAAAAGGGAGGACAGGGUGAUCCUGGCAUUGAGGGUCCAAUUGGACGGCCCGGACCAAAGGGAGAAGUCGGGUUGAAGGGCGAGAAGGGUGAAGUAGGAGCAAGUGGAGCAAAGGGUUUGAGUGGGGUACCUGGCCAGAAUGGAACCGAUGGACAGAAGGGUAAGGUUGGCCAUAUUGGGGCUCCUGGCUGCAAGGGGGAACCAGGCGACAAAGGACAAGACGGCUAUCCAGGAGACGUUGGGGAUGUUGGCCUUCUGGGCAAAAAGGGGGAAAAGGGAGACCUUGGCCUCCCCGGCAAGUCAGGUGCUGUUGGCCCUGAGGGUGAAGGAGGACCAAAGGGUGAAAAAGGAAAUCCAGGAAAUCCAGGACCCCCGGGAGAAAAGGGACCAGCGGGAACGCCUGGCUUACCUGGACCAAAAGGCGUAUUGGGAAGAAGAGGACACGGAGGACCAAAGGGAGCUCAGGGAUCUGUUGGGAAAAAGGGAGAAAAGGGAGAACGAGGGCCACAGGGAAGCAGGGGGCAACCAGGGAAUGAUGGACUUAAGGGUGCAAAGGGUGAUUCUGGACUCCCAGGUCCGAGGGGCCAGGCAGGAGAACCUGGAGGUCGUGGAGCAAAUGGCAUCUUAGGAAAUCCAGGAGAUUCUGGACCGAGAGGAGACUCGGGCCCCCAAGGACCAAAGGGUGAUCAAGGAAGACAAGGAUUCAGCUACCCUGGACCAAGAGGACCUACUGGCGACCGGGGCGAUCCAGGGAGAAAAGGACCAAGGGGUGGUCGAGGUGAAUGCGGAGCCAAGGGAGAGCCAGGAGACAAAGGUCCACGUGGCGAGUCUGGGGAGCCAGGUCACGCAGGAGAACCGGGAGCCAGGGGAAUAAGAGGGGACCCUGGGCCUGAUGGUUACCCUGGACCAAUGGGCGAUCCGGCACUGACUGAUUGUGACGUCAUGACUUAUAUAAGGGAGACUUGUGGUUGUUGUGACUGUGAAAAGAUCUGCGGUGCUCUGGACAUCGUAUUUGUCAUAGACAGCUCGGAGAGUGUCGGUCUGACUAACUUCACCUUGGAAAAGAACUUUGUCAUCAACACCAUUAAUCGUUUGGGAUCUAUGGCCAGCAACCCCGCAUCUCCGACCGGAACAAGAGUUGGAGUUGUUCAGUACAGCCACAACGGGACUUUUGAAGCCAUCCGUCUCGACGACCCCGACAUUAACUCCAUGUCUACUUUUAAAACGGCGGUGAAGAACCUUCAGUGGAUCGCUGGGGGCACCUUCACCCCCUCGGCUCUUAAGUUUGCCUAUGACCACCUCAUCAGGGACAGCAAGAGAGCCCGCGCCAAAGUGUCCGUGGUGGUUAUCACCGAUGGACGCUUUGACCCGCGCGAUGACGAUGAUCUUCUCACGUAUCUCUGCCAUGAUAGCAGCGUAGUGGUAAACGCCAUAGGGGUUGGAGACAUGUUUAGAAAAGCACAGGACGACGAGAUCCUGGGUUCCAUAGCUUGUGACAAAAAGGAUCGGGUCACUGGAAUGAAGAACUUUGUUGACUUGGUCGCAGAGGACUUCAUCGACAAAAUGGAGACUGUGCUCUGUCCCGAUCCGGUUGUUGUGUGCCCCAAUCUCCCCUGCAAGAGUGAGCCUGAUGUGGCCCCAUGUGCCCAGCGACCAGUGGAUGUGGUAUUCCUGCUCGACGGCUCAGAGCGCCUCGGUGCGGACAACUUCCGCCACGUUCGUGAAUUUUUACAAACGCUGGCAGAUAGACUGGUACUGGCCCGGAGUAGGACAGAUCGCCUGCGAGCUCGCUUGGCUCUUCUGCAAUACGGCAAGGAUGGGGAGAACUAUCUGGCUUUCCCUCUCACACACGAUCGUGUCCUUGUUUCUGACGGCGUGGCUCGUCUGCGCUAUCUGGACUCUUCGUCGAGCGUGGGGCCAGCCAUCACCCACGCUAUUAACAGAGUGCUUGGCAAGGGAACAGCUCGCCAGACGAGACGCGUCGCUGAGAUUGCGUUCGUUUUCAUCACAGACGGCGUCACAGACAGGAAAAACCUUGACCAGGCGGUACGCGCCAUGCGUAGGGAACAGGUCGUUCCCACAGUGAUCGCUGUAGGAAGCGAUGUGGAUCAAGAAGUCUUAACGAAGUUGGCCAUGGGAGACGAGAACGCCAUAUUCAAGGCCAAACACUGGUCCCAGUGGCAGUCGGGCUUGCUUGACCAUUUCGUCCGGUGGAUAUGUUAAAGACAAACCACACUGGAGUCAUUAACCUAGUUUUGGUGCUACUACUGUUAAUUUGUCUGGCAUACAAACAUACCACAUUUCCCGAUGCCGCUGUACAGUCAAUAUCUGUAGCAACCCUAAGUGCUAUACACACACACACAGACACACAAUAAAUCACAUUUAAGAUAAUAAA